This is a messenger RNA of Lymnaea stagnalis (great pond snail), 1203 nucleotides long. The record is from the annotation of a GenBank genome assembly. NCBI's taxonomy places the organism in Eukaryota, Metazoa, Mollusca, Gastropoda, Lymnaeidae.
UUCCACCUCAACAACAUGGACGAAAAAGAGCAGGCUGACCGUAUGGCGGCUGCAGAAGCCCUGUACAUGAUUUCAACUCGCGUUGACAAAAGUGGGCCUGUAACAAAAUUAUCUAAAAGGGGCAGGAAAAAGAAAUUGUUUGAAUCGGAUGAAGUUAUUCCUGUCAAACGAAAAGACGAAGACUUUGGGGUUGGCGUUGGACGUAGGGGCCGCGGUAGAAGGGGUGGUGGACAGCGAGGUGCUAGCGCUAGUAGGAGAGGUCGAGGAGGGAAAAAUAAUAGCCCUAGAGGCAGGGGUGCAGGACGAGGUAGAAAAACAUUGUUUGAAGAAGACUUUAUUGACGAGUCGUCAGAUAUAAGUGCGAAUAAAUAUGAUAAUUUGUCAUACUUCCAUAAAUCACAAACUGCAUCACAGGAGUUUGAGUUUGAUGAUGCCACUGAGCAAAAUCAUAAGAAGAAAACAAAUAAAACCAAAACUGCCAAAGCACGAGACCAAAGAAUAUCAUCACAGUCCCCACAAAAUGCAUCUAAAUCCCCUUCAGGGUCUGGGUUACAUUCCACGCAAGAUCAACCAGCCCAUCAUGCUAUUGGUUUUACUGGAGCAACAAUUUCAAUUACAGAAUAUCCAACAAGACGAGCAUCAGUUGAACCAUCCCAUAAUCUUGGCUCUGUCACAGGCAUUAAACAGGUAAUUCAAACUUUUAUUUGAAACAUUAAUUUAAGAAAAUGUUCUUACACUUUAAUGUUACAUUAUUGCACUUACAGUUAUUAUUGUCUGUAGUCUAAGUCAGCAAAUGCAAAUCUUUUCAUUAUAAUGUAGUCUUACCAAAUGCAAACUCAAAUACCUUAAAAAAGAAUUACCAGGUACUUAAAAUUUUUUUAAUGAAGGUUCAAUAAUAAUUUUAUUCCAUUUUGUUAAUUAGAUUGCAGUUUUCUUAGUACUACAGUAUCUUUAAAUGGCAAUUUACUAACACAAUUCUUAAAAUGUUUCAUUGAUAGAUAUUAAAUCAUAAUUUAAUUUAUUUUGAAUCUUUUCUUACAGUAUACCUUGUCAUCAAGAAACACAUCUACAGCAAUGUCACUCUCUAGUCUCCCGUCCAUUAACCUUCCGUCUUUCACUACCGAUGGUAUCGCUAACCUGCCUUCUAUUCCUCUUGAGAUUGCAUCAUUGCAUCUCUCUUCUCAACCAACGCCCAAUCUGUCA